AUGAUGAAGUUGUUCAAAUCAAAUCAGACAAAGUCCGAUGAAGACAACCCGUUUCACAAUGUAAUGAAUAACAUCCAAACCCAGUUCACCAACCUUUUCCGGAUCCCGAACCCGAACCCGUCAAAGGAAAUCAAAAAGCUGUUAAAAGAGAUUCCUGUUUAUAGAAUGACGUACUCGAAUCCAUAUCAUCAUGGUCUAUACGCUCCGCUGAGGCUUUGUACAAUGGAGAGAGCUGCUAAUUUUUAUUUCUUCACUGAAGAAGAUGCUCAGUCUUGGGUGGACCGUGUCGAAUGUGGGACCUACUAUCAAACUGUCAAGGUUUCACUAUUCGAGAUUAUUAAAGCCGAAGAAGCGGAUCUAUCGAAAAUGUUUACUACGGUUGUCCCAGAAUUGUCUGAAGUCUCAAAUGCCAUAAAGGAAAGAAACAAGGCUGGUUUUCACUGUGACAGCUUUUCCGGUGUUCCUAUUUUUCAGUCGGAUGCUUUAAAGACGAGAGACGAUGGAAGCCCAAAUAACCCUUCGCCUGCUUUCUUUAGAAAGGCUGACCUAGAAAAAGCUCUACUUGACAAAAAACGAUCGAAUAUAGAGGCCGAGCUCAUACAGGUGACUGCUCUUGAAGAUAUAAUACAAGAAAUGAAGGAUUGCUCAACAUCGAAGUGGAACAAUGUUGCUCUCAUUCCUCCUGGAAAUGAAAAGCUCUUUGGAAACGGUCUCUUAUCGUUUCUUUUACAGUUUUGA
Messenger RNA from Erythranthe guttata (spotted monkey flower), 738 nucleotides. The record is from RefSeq and is a predicted model, not a curated record. NCBI's taxonomy places the organism in Eukaryota, Viridiplantae, Streptophyta, Magnoliopsida, Lamiales, Phrymaceae.